AAUGAGUAAAAUAGUUUCCAUAAGAAGAAAAAAAAUGUUUUCUGAGGAAAGAAAAUGUUUUCGAAGGACAGCAAAGUUUAAGCCAAUAAGCAAAACAAAAGCUGAUGCUUGUCGCGACUGUGUUCGUCAAGAAUCUCCAGGACGAACCCAAUCUUCUCUCUCGAAGCUGUCUAAAAUUAAUCAAUCAAUCAUUGAGCUAAUCAUAUUCUAGGUUAAGUAAAAACAGAGUAAACCCUCUCUUUUUUUCUCUUUCUCUGCCUUUCUCAAUUUCGUUUCGUCUCCUUCGUUCUUCCAAUUUCCGUCUGAUUUUAUACGAAAUUUGCAUUGAUAUCGAAGUAAAAUCGAAUACCCAUGAUUCAAAAUUUCAUUUUUUAUGCGACUGAUUCCUCAAUUUUGAUUUUCCGGUGAUUUCUAGGGUUUUCUAUUAGGUGGGUGUUAUUUAUCAUUUGAUGGGUCAUUUACUGAUGAUUUUGCAGGUUUUUGUUUUAAGGAUUUGUGUAGACUUUCAUUGCUGCUACGUUUUUGAAAGGGUAAUUUGAAGGGCUUAGCUUCCCAAAGGCACUAGGUGGCAAUCUUAUCCAAGAUGAACAGUCAAAAUCCUGAUGAUCAUGAGGACACAACGGUUGUGGGAUUUGAAGUACCUGUAUCACCGGUUUCAAGUUACAACAAUGUGUAUUCCUCAACCGAAGAUGAGACAAGAGAUCCUCCAGCAGUACCGCCACACCUUCAACACUCUCUAUUAGGCAAUCAGGGUAGCAUGGAACUGGCUUAUGCGCCACAGAAUGUUGUCCUGAACCACCUCUAUAUCGAGAACCGAGACGCCCCAAGAUCUGUUGUAGCACUCGGUUUCUCGCAUCGGUUCAGGACUAAGUUUGUCACUGUGGUGAUAUACAAGCCUGUCCAAAGAAGAGGGAGCGCCAAUGUUUGAAUAAUGAUACCUCUUUUUAAGUAGUGUUGGGAAUUUGCUUCUUUAUGGAUUGAAUUUGGUAUACAAAACCAUCUGGUCCGUACUGAAUUUUAUUCUUCUCUUACAGAUUCGAUUUAGACGGUUUCUAGGUACAUUCGAUUGAAAUCAUCUUCUUGUUCGGAGUUUAUAUAAAAUCUCCAUGCAUUUUUAUUUUUUAGGCCCAAAAAAGCUGAUAGACGUGGGCAUUGUUUGUUUGUAAUAACUCCCUUAGAUUGGGUUUAGUUAAACGAGCCCAAAUAUCGCUAAUGAAGUUCUUUACUUGCU
Molecule: messenger RNA, 1231 nt
Organism: Arabidopsis thaliana (thale cress)
Lineage: Eukaryota; Viridiplantae; Streptophyta; Magnoliopsida; Brassicales; Brassicaceae
Product: 5'-AMP-activated protein kinase beta-2 subunit protein
Exons: 3
Coding region: 584-928 (114 amino acids)
Cellular component (GO): cytoplasm
Source: RefSeq, marked reviewed